Messenger RNA from Mytilus trossulus (common blue mussel), 744 nucleotides. RefSeq names its product caveolin-1-like. Gene Ontology annotation, cellular component: caveola; plasma membrane. NCBI's taxonomy places the organism in Eukaryota, Metazoa, Mollusca, Bivalvia, Mytilida, Mytilidae. The coding region runs from base 99 to 488 and encodes 129 amino acids. Gene Ontology annotation, molecular function: molecular adaptor activity. The transcript is spliced from 2 exons. The record is from RefSeq and is a predicted model, not a curated record. Gene Ontology annotation, biological process: caveola assembly.
AUAACAAUAAAAGAACAGACAUAUAAAUGAUUGAUUUCACUCCAGGACAAGUGAAUUAGUGGUGGUUAGGCGUCAAAUACUAACAGAAGACCUUCAUCAUGCCUGGGAGUGAAAUAGAUCUGGUGGAAAGAGAUCCGAAUGGAUUAAAUGCUCAUUUAGGUACUUUGCAUUUUAACGAUGUGUUUGGUGAACCAGAUGGAGUCCAUAGUAUUGAUUGUGUGUGGAAAUUAUCUGCUAAAUGUUUUGACUGCUGGAAGCUUCUAACCUACAACUUGUUGACAAUAUUUUAUGGCAUCUGUAUUGCAGCUGAGUGGGGAUGCGAGUUCGCCUAUAUUGCGUUCUGGCAUAUAUGGAUUAUUUCACCGUUUAUGAAGAUUUUUGAAAUUAACUGCGGACUUUGUCAGAGAAUAUAUGCUUCCUGCGUUAAUUGUUGUAUUGUACCAUGGUGUGAGGCAUGUGGUGCCAUAUUCCAUGCAUUCAAACGAUAAACAACCAAUCUUAAUAAGGAUUUGGUCAAAGACUUUGGAGACAAUAAAUAUAUUGUUUUGUUCUACACAAAGACAUUAUGUUCAUUUUAUAAUUUGAUAAUAAUGAGAUACUUUUAAAUGUUUGAUUAAUCUUUACAUGUUUAAAGAUUUAACAUGUAAAAUGUACGUGAAGAUUAAUGAAUAAUUUUUAAAAAUAAGUUGUUGUUAGAUGAUACAAUUUAUUCAAUAAACAAGCUUUCAAUGUCACAAUUUGAAA